Molecule: messenger RNA, 658 nt
Organism: Morus notabilis
Lineage: Eukaryota; Viridiplantae; Streptophyta; Magnoliopsida; Rosales; Moraceae
Exons: 1
Coding region: 36-584 (182 amino acids)
Molecular function (GO): enzyme inhibitor activity
Source: RefSeq, a predicted model, not a curated record
CAAGGCAAGAGAAAAAAAAAAAAAAAAACCAAAAAAUGAAGUUCAUUAACACUUUCUUGCUCCUCUUCAUCACCCUCUACAUCUCGUACUCGCCACAACAAGCCGUCGCCCACGGCCACCAAAGCCACGCCAACAACCUCGAAAAGGCGUGCCAGCACGCGGGCCAUAAGGACUCGUGCAUUUCCAUGCUCCAAUCCGACCCCAACUCCCACAGCUCUGACGUCAAGGGCCUGACCUUGAUAGCCCUAAGGCUCGCCUCCUCUAACGCCUCUGACAUCUCCGAGCACAUCAAGGUCUUGUUGAACGACUCGAGCCUCGACCCCGCGGUGCAGGACGGCUUGUCGGAGUGCCUGGAGUACUACUUGGACGCGGCGGAGCAGCUCGAUGACUCGGUUGCCGCGUUGUUGGCUAAUGCGUACAAGGACGUUGAGGCUUGGGUGAAUGUCGCCAUCAUCGACGCUGCCUCGUGUGAUUCCGCGCUUGAUGGGCAUGAGUUCGUUUUGGGGGGUAAGACUGACGCAUUUCGUGGCCUUUGUGACAAUGCCUUGGCCAUCAUUAAGGUCUUGGCUAAUAAUGAAAAGUGAUGGCUAAUUUCUACAUGGCAAUGACACAUAUUUUCUUGUGUACGUUGUCGUUUUGAUAACUUUUGAUUUAUGUC